This is a messenger RNA of Cetraspora pellucida, 510 nucleotides long. Lineage: Eukaryota; Fungi; Glomeromycota; Glomeromycetes; Diversisporales; Gigasporaceae. The record is from the annotation of a GenBank genome assembly.
AUGUCAGCUAUUACAAGUAAAAUUGUUGAAAAAUAUAAUCUUAGCUCUAAGAUGGAUAAUUGUAGAAUAGCAAUAACCAAGCCCCCAAAAAGUUUAGAAGAAGAGAUCAUCAGAAAGAAAGCAAAACAAAUCUUGCAAAAUAGAUAUGAGUUUAGUGAAGAUCAAGUAAAUGCCUUAUUCACAAUCCUGAAAAACAAAAGUAGACACAGUAUAACUACCUCAGAUAAAAAUGUAAAUAUUGUAAUCACCAAUCAACUCUCUAAAGAAAUGGAGAAAGAAACAAUUAGGAAUAUGGCACAACAGAUUUUACGAGAUAAACUUAGCAUUAGAGAUGUAAGAGCUGAAGCUUAUGCCUUAGCCCUAUCAGCAAAAAAUGCUAAUGCUGGCUUAUCAUGUCUCACUCAUCUUCAUAGAGAAUUAAGAAACCUUAAUGCAUUACUUGAAAUAAUUGAGGUUACAAAAUUUUCAGAUAUUACAGAAGAUGCUAACAAAAUCCAGAGUGUUAAUUGA